This is a messenger RNA of Penicillium maclennaniae, 1308 nucleotides long. RefSeq lists its product as uncharacterized. The transcript is spliced from 2 exons. The record is from RefSeq and is a predicted model, not a curated record. The coding region runs from base 1 to 1308 and encodes 435 amino acids. Gene Ontology annotation, biological process: transmembrane transport. Lineage: Eukaryota; Fungi; Ascomycota; Eurotiomycetes; Eurotiales; Aspergillaceae. Gene Ontology annotation, molecular function: transmembrane transporter activity.
AUGCAGUUGACGGCUAGUGAUCCUGAGAAUACACCCAGGUCCGACGUGAAUGCCUUUGAGGACAUACCACCCAAUGGCGGCUAUGGCUGGGUCUGUACAGUAUGUUCCUUCAUGAUCAUCACUCAAACGUGGGGAGUGAGCAGCGCCUGGGGAGUCAUUCUAUCCCACUAUACCUCACACUCUACCUUCCCCGGUGCACGCCGAAUCGAUUACGCCUUUAUCGGCGGCUUGAUCAUUUCAGUCGCCCUCCUCAUCGGCCCGAUUGUCUCCAUGUCCCAAAAGGUGCUCGGAACCAGAAUUACUUUGUUAAUAGGCACCGCGUGUCAAUUUGCCGGUCUCUUCGGCGCCGCUUAUGCUACUGAGAUCUGGCACCUGUUCCUCACACAGGGCAUGUGUUCGUGGUUCUCUACUCGACGGAGCUUGGCUAUGGGACUCGCCGGGUCGGGCUCUGGUAUUGGGGGUAUAGUGUACAACCUUGCUGCCAGCCGUGCUAUUGAGUCUGUUGGUGUGCGGAAGACGUAUAAGAUCUUAGCUUUCAGCGCAUUGGGAGCCAAUAUCGUCUCAUCAUUGUUAAUGAAGAGCCGCGACAAGCCUCAAACUACCCGAAAGGAGAGAACACUCGAUUGCCGCGAUCUCGCCCGCCCAGAAAUCCUGCUCAUGAUGCUUUGGGGCAUCGCCACGGAAUUCGGAUACAUCGCGUUGUGGUAUUCACUUCCCAGUUACGCUGUAUCAAUUGGCCUGAGUGCACAACAGGGAGCUGUAGCAGGCGCAAUUUUGAACUUGGGAUUGACGAUCGGUCGACCCAUCGUGGGCUACGUCAGUGACGUGUUUGGGCGGAUUACCGUUUCCACCAUUGUCACUGCGGUGUGUGGCCUACUAUGUCUCGCGAUUUGGAUUCCUGCAAAAUCGUACGCGGUGCUGUUGCUAUUUGCGCUUACCGCAGGAUCCGUUUGUGGGAAUUUCUGGGGAACCAUCACCCCUGUCGUGGCCGAGGUGGUUGGAUUAAAUAGAUUGUCCACGACGUUUACCUUGAUCUGCUUGGUAUUGGUGAUCCCGACUACCUUUGCUGAGCCUAUCGCGCUUGGGCUUGUGAAAGGUUCCAGUUAUCUUCACACACAGGUGUUUGUAGGGGGUAUGUUCUUCCUUGCUUCAGUUAGUCUGUGGAUACUUCGGUCUCUGAAGCUCUAUGAGGUGGAGAAGAAGGCAGCAGAUGAGCGACGUGGGCUUACUAUUUAUGAUUUGUCUACCUUUCCGGGAUUUGUCCGUUGGAUUGGGCUACGAAAGAUGUUCAUCUACGCUCGAGUCUGA